AAAAUUAAUUAGUUACUUUCAGAAAUAAUCAGUUUUCAUUGCUUUUUAAUUUAUGAAGAUGAAGUCAGUGGAAGGUGUCAUAGUUGUUAUAUAUUUUUUGUGUGCUUUGAAUCGGUUUACGAAUGCACAGGAUAAUGUUACAGAAGUAAGUAACACUACAGCGAUUUCAGUAACUACGGUUUCGCCAACUACAGUGCCAGAAGAUGAAGAUGACGAAGAUGCAUUUAAUAUCAAUGUACCCUACUGCUUUAAUUUUACAUGGUUGGGUCCUAGAUACGACAACUCAACUAGUUACAAUGGUAGCUGUACGGAAUGGAAAAGUGAAAAUCCAACAAGUGGCAUACCAUGCGCCGAUCCUUUUGUUGUAACGUAUGAUGGAUCAGAGCCUAACAUUGAUUAUAUAUGGACAAAUCAUAGGUCUUCUGUGCUAUGUAGACAGGCCACUGGAGAUAGCUGUAUCAAGUGGAGCUACUACUUCAACAAUGCACUUCAAAAUGUUACUCGAAUGUGUGGUAGAGUUUAUACUGAAAAAGGGGACCCGGUAUCUAAGGGCUGUUACACACAAGUGGUAAAUGGAUAUACAAUAGAGUUUUGCGUGUGCAGAUCUUCGUCAGGUGGACUAAAACCUUGUAAUAAUGCUAACACUAUCAGUGGUUUCAAAAUAGGCCUCACCUUUACGACAGCUCUGUUAUUUUAUUAUUAUGCGUUAUGUUAUUCCUAAUUAUAUAAUAUAUGCAAGACAAUAUUCCUUUAAAAAGAAAAUAAUUAUACUCCUAUAAAUUGAUAUCCUAACUGAUUUUUUAUAUUGAAUGAAAUUUUACUUUCUUCUAGUAUACGAAUAACUUAUUGAUUUUUAAUUAUUUUGUACAUAUUAUUAUAUAAUUGUUAUUUUUAUUAAUGUGUUAUGAAGAAAUAGAUAUAUAGAUUACAAAUUAAUUUAA
Agrilus planipennis (emerald ash borer) is the source of this 941-nucleotide messenger RNA. RefSeq lists its product as uncharacterized. The coding region runs from base 53 to 721 and encodes 222 amino acids. The record is from RefSeq and is a predicted model, not a curated record. Lineage: Eukaryota; Metazoa; Arthropoda; Insecta; Coleoptera; Buprestidae. The transcript is spliced from 4 exons.